GAAUUUCUGGGACGCUGCUGAAAGUCCAACUACAACUGUGAUUGGACAAACACUAAGACCAGACUUCCUUUGCUUUAUCAGUGGUUUCGUUUCAGGCGAAUAAGUGCAGUGUGCGACAGACUUUCAACACCACACAGGCUACUGACGCCGCUUUACAGCUGACAAUCCAGCGAAGUUUCUGUGUCAGGUGCAUCGAAAAACAGACGAAAAUGAAGCACGGAUUAUUAAUGAUCGCCAUUUGCAUUGCUGCAGCAGCUCUGACUUCAGGUCAGUACAGUUCAACAUUGCAAGGAGGUCCUACAAGCAAACCUGACCCAACCACAACCACAACCGCCCCUCCCCCGACUACAACCACAACCACCCAUGCCCCGAACACAACCACCCAUGCCCCGAACACAACCACCCAUGCCCCGAACACAACCACCCAUGCCCCGAACACAACCACCCAUGCCCCGAACACAACCACCCAUGCCCCGAACACAACCACUCCAAUCCCAGCUCCAACACCACCUGCCAACUUGACAGUGGGGAAAUAUAAUUCUAGUCAAGAUGGAAAAUUAUGUAUUCUGGCUGACUUUGCAAUUGGGAUCCGUGUGAACACCAGCGAGGUUAACGACACAUUCAUUGUACAGCCAAGCAAAACUACUUCCAGUGGAGGAUGUUCGGAAAAGACAGCUAAUAUCAAUCUUUUAUUCGGUGAAGGUUCAGUUAUCUUAAAAUUUGUAAAUGAUGAUACAGCACAAAAGAUCUAUGUGCAGCUUGUGGAAGUUGACUUGACCUAUGCUUUCAAUACUAAAGUUGGGUCAAAAAACUACUCUGGGAAGAAUGACUCUUUGCAGCUGUUUGCUUCUGUUCCUGGUCAUUAUUACUCCUGCAGCUCUCAGACGGUGUACAUGGGGAACGGUCUAAGUCUAGACUUGACCCACAACAAAAUUCAAGCCUUCAACUUCAAAAACAACGAAUUCGGGACACCUGAUGUGUGCAAGGCUGAUCAACCUGACUACCGCGUUCCCAUCGCCGUGGGCAUAAUCCUCAUCAUCCUCAUCGUCAUUGUAGUCAUCGCUUAUCUUAUCAGCAGGAAACGGCGGACUGAUGGCUACCAGUCACUAUAGAGGCCUAAAGUUUGUUGUUGUUGUUCAUGUAAAAACCAGCAAUUCCGGUUUACGGGAAUUUUAAUACUGUUAUGCAUGUCGUAAGUGAAUGUUACUUAUGUGUACGGAUGAACAUGGAUGGCCUUGGAUAUGUCCGAACAUUGUUUACUAUGCAGAGACUAUAUGGCACAUCCUAAUACAAGCUGAUGGGGCCACAUCACAGUUACCACUAAAAGAAUAUCGAUAAAACUAGAUAAAUGGCUCAGUAUAUGGCUUAUUUAGCAUAUCUUUAUAAAAUAAUCCCCCUUUUUCAAGAACCUAACCUUAUGCUGACAGAAGGAUGUGCAUAAUUUAUUGUGGCUCCAUCUUAAAUGUAAGUGCUCUCUAUCUAUAGGUACUCUUUUGUUCCUGACACAAAUCAAAUGCGUUUUAUUUGUGAUAACCAAUGUUAAUCUGAGCUUUCCAAAAGGGCUUUAAAACAUAAAAAGAUGCAUAAAGGGAAUUCAGCUUCUUGUAUUUGUUGAUGCUUACACAUCGUGUUUUGUAAUUAAUAAUAUAUCCGAUUUUUAAAAGCAGUUUCAUUCUGAUGUGAAUUAUUAUAUUUCUGCUUUCAAAGCGAGUGUCUUUACUAUACUGAAUUGUGAUCAGAAUCUGCAUUUAUGCACUGAAUAAAGGGAAUAAUGUUUGAUUUUUGGUUAUGAAUAAUAAAUAAUUUGUUGAGAGAA
Molecule: messenger RNA, 1816 nt
Organism: Danio rerio (zebrafish)
Lineage: Eukaryota; Metazoa; Chordata; Actinopteri; Cypriniformes; Danionidae
Source: RefSeq, a predicted model, not a curated record